This is a messenger RNA of Lathyrus oleraceus (garden pea), 1046 nucleotides long. RefSeq lists its product as uncharacterized. Gene Ontology annotation, cellular component: mitochondrion. Gene Ontology annotation, biological process: P450-containing electron transport chain. Bases 210 to 812 code for a protein of 200 amino acids. Gene Ontology annotation, molecular function: 2 iron, 2 sulfur cluster binding; electron transfer activity. NCBI's taxonomy places the organism in Eukaryota, Viridiplantae, Streptophyta, Magnoliopsida, Fabales, Fabaceae. The record is from RefSeq and is a predicted model, not a curated record. The transcript has 7 exons.
AAAAAAAAAAACGAGAAAAAGAAAAGGGAACUAAACGCAUUGUGCUUCUUCUUCUACCUCGCCUCAACUCGACGGCUUCUCACAGCAAGCAGAGAACAAACAUCUCAACCAUUUUAUUUUCAUCUCAGACUCAAAUAAUCAACUUCGCAUUUACUUUUUUAUCCCUUCUUUCAACCAAAUUUAGGGUUUUUAAAGCACCUAAAACCACUAUGCUAAACCUAAAUUCACGACUAACUAGAGUAGCAAUUUCCAUCGCUAAAAGGCUCUCCACAAGGGAUUAUACGUCCAUAUGUAGAGCAGGAUGUACUCGUAGCACGCGAAAUUAUUGCCUCCAACCUUCGUUUCAACAAAAUUUGUUGACUAAUUUAUACAAGGGAGUCAUGUUUGAAAAGCAUAGUUUCCUGUCGACAACGGCAUCUAACAACACAGCUGAGGGUGGGAGUGAAGAAACGGAAAUGAUAUCUGUGACUUUUGUUGAUAAGGAUGGUGAGGAACAUCUUAUAAAAGUUCCUAUUGGAAUGUCUAUGCUAGAAGCUGCUCAUGAAAACGACAUUGAACUUGAAGGAGCAUGUGAGGGCUCGCUUGCCUGUUCAACUUGCCAUGUUAUAGUCAUGGAUGUAGAAUAUUACAAUAAAUUAGAAGAUCCUACUGACGAGGAAAAUGACAUGUUGGAUCUAGCUUUUGGGCUAUGUGAAACAUCACGUCUCGGUUGCCAAGUGAUUGCUAAACCUGAACUUGAUGGAGUCCGUUUAGCUCUUCCUGCUGCCACUCGGAAUUUUGCUGUUGAUGGUUACGUGCCGAAACCACACUAGUUACCACUUGAAUUUUCUGGGUGCAAACUAUCUCAGUUUUGUAGCUUCACACCGAGUUAGAUAAAGGGUCAUUUAUUUAUCUUAGGCAUUUUUUGGUACCGAGUUUAGUCGUGAUCACCGAGCUACUCUGUAUGCCAGACCAGAGAGAAUGAGGUGGAAUUUCCUCAUGCUACAAAUUGCUUGCCAAUAAACUACUUGUAUUUUAUUAUACUACCAGUGAAUUCGUCUUUAACA